AUGAGCAUGGCCUCGCGAACAUCUUCCAGGACCUCGUCUCCUACCCAAGCUGAGGACGAGUCCAAUAUGGAAAAGAAGCAGACCCAAGGACGAUAUCCUCGUUGCGUCGCUCAGCAUCUCCGAGCUUGGCUGCCUGAACUAGGCGCAUUGAUGGCAAGCACAUUACUUCUCAUUACUCUGCUCGGCUUUCUCAUAGCAGCGCCAACCUUCUCAGAUUGGAGGCUACCCUGGCAACUACGACCCAACUCCGUUGUGGCUCUACUGGCAACCUUGUGUCGAUUCUUCCUCAACGUCGUGCUAUCCGAAGGCAUAAGCCAACUCAAGUGGGUGUACUUCCAGCAGCGAAGCCAGCAACUGUCGGACUUUCAAACGUUCGACAAUGCAAGCUAUGAUCCGUGGGGAGCAUUACAACUCUUGUGGAGAUUGAAAGGUCGUGCUCUGAUCGCGUCACUUGGCGCGCUGAUCACGAUUGCCGUGCUUGUCAUGGACCCGCUGUCGCAGCAGCUACUUUCUUAUGGUAUCCGCGUUACAGAUGUGACCGAUGCAAUUGCUACUACUAGUGUGGCUUCAAUCGAUGACACUGGUGCAACCUUAUCCAGAUACGAAGCCGCGUUGAAUGAUGGCUUGGGGAUGCUAUAA
Fulvia fulva is the source of this 639-nucleotide messenger RNA. RefSeq lists its product as uncharacterized. The record is from RefSeq and is a predicted model, not a curated record. Bases 1 to 639 code for a protein of 212 amino acids. The transcript has a single exon. NCBI's taxonomy places the organism in Eukaryota, Fungi, Ascomycota, Dothideomycetes, Mycosphaerellales, Mycosphaerellaceae.